Molecule: messenger RNA, 1008 nt
Organism: Enterobius vermicularis (human pinworm)
Lineage: Eukaryota; Metazoa; Nematoda; Chromadorea; Rhabditida; Oxyuridae
Source: the annotation of a GenBank genome assembly
AUGUUACGCCGAACACUACUUUCUUGGUCGUCGACAGUACCUUCAUGUUUUUCGUAUUUUGGGGCGAGAGCAUUUUGUUUUGACAGUCGGAAGAAUCGCCUUUCAGUAUACAAAAGAGAAUGGGUGCGGCAAAUGGACACGAAAAAUAUUAGUAUUGAAAAGACAAUUGUUACGGUAGUAGAAGCAUCAGGGAAAGAAACGCAGUUGCUUAUGAAUGACCGUUUGUCCACUUAUUAUGACUGUUUAAAACAUAUUUCAACUCAUAUAGCUCGAGGGACAGCUUUAGUUGCUGUUGAAACAAAUUCACAUAUGGAGUACUGUUCGGUUCACUCCCCAAUUAAUGGGUGCGUCAAAAUUUACCCAUUAAGUCUUACUAGUCCCAAAGAGGCGGAGGAGGUGAACAAGGCAUACUGGCGCUCUUGUGCUUUCUUAUUAGGUGCAUUAAUAGAGAUUUCUUUUCGAUCGAGGACCCAUUUGGAUGCUGCUCUUCCUCCCCAUUGACUAGUAAAAUUUGGCAUUGAAAGUAAUGUCAGAUUCUUACCGCAAAAAGAGCUUGGCUUUUACUUGUACAAGGCCGAUCUUGACGUUUUGACGAGAACAGCCUUUGGUAAUUUUAUCGAUGGUGAACUACAGUUUCAACCGUUAACUGUCAGUCGCGAAGUAGCUGCAGAGAUGUUUAACGAUGAUCCGGUGAAAAAAGAAAUCAUCUUAGGUGAGGAAUCCGAAAGUUUAACAGUUUAUAAGUUAGGAGACCACACGGACGUUACGGAUGGGCCUCUGAUUCCUAAUACGGGUCAUAUUGGUCGUUUUGCUGUUACUAAGGUGAAAGAGAUUUCGGGAGUUUAUUAUUUCUAUGGUGUAUCAGUUCCGAAAGUUCAGUCUUGCACAUCAUACACUUGGGACCUCCUUAUAGCUGCUUCUCGGUUAGACGACGAGGUGGCUCCCCCUGAGGCGAUAAAGAAAUUAGUCGAAUUGUCCAAAGGGGUUAAAGAAGAGGCUUGCAGCUGA